Molecule: messenger RNA, 849 nt
Organism: Penicillium robsamsonii
Lineage: Eukaryota; Fungi; Ascomycota; Eurotiomycetes; Eurotiales; Aspergillaceae
Exons: 2
Coding region: 1-849 (282 amino acids)
Source: RefSeq, a predicted model, not a curated record
AUGUCGGAUAUCUUGAAGAGCCCAUACGGACUCUCCGUCCGCAGAAACGGCUCCUGCCUCAGCACCGAAGUAGAUUGCGGCCAAACCUGGAAACCUUUCCACGCCUGUUGCCCCGGCGGCACGAAAUGCCCAGCCGGCCAAGACAACGUGAAAUGCUGCGAAUUCGACGCAGAUUGUUCCGAAUUGGUUGAUAACACACAUUGUGCAAACAGCACUGCAAAUGUAUACAAGGCCGAUAAUUGGUUUUGUUGCGCUGAUGGAGAAUCGGCUUUCAAGCGAGAGAAUGGGUAUGUCGGCUGCACCGACGAUCCAUCCACCUUGGACAAACAUUCAAGUAUCUUGAAAAUACGGUAUCAUGCCAGUACCUCAACACCCACGCCAUCGUCGACAAUAUCCAGUACAACGUCGGGCGUCACGACCACUACCAGUACUACACAAUCCUCCCUUUCUCCCGCAGAAGCCACUACCUCUGCAAGCGCGCCGGAGAAUUCGUCUUCAUCAUCCAAUACCGGAGCCAUUGCUGGCGGCGUUGUUGGCGGAGUCGCUGGGUUAGCUAUCCUGGUUGCUCUACUCUGGUUCAUACUCCGUCGCCGAAACCGGGCAAAGAAGAGCUUAGGAGCACCUACGGACCCAAGCCCUCUAAUGUCCAGUGCUCCCGGGUCGAGUGUUCCCGGGUCGAGUGUUCCCGGGUCGAGUGUCCCCGGGUCGAAUAUCGUUGAGUACUACAAUAAAGGCCCCGAAAGCCCGCAAGAGCUCUCGGGUCGGGAGGAAAAUAAGCCCCCUCAAGAGCUUGGUGGUCAAGACGAAAAUAUGGUCCAUGAAUUGCCAUCGCAGACAACAUAUCGGUGA